Molecule: messenger RNA, 1471 nt
Organism: Drosophila ficusphila
Lineage: Eukaryota; Metazoa; Arthropoda; Insecta; Diptera; Drosophilidae
Gene: Ppm1
Product: probable protein phosphatase 2C T23F11.1
Exons: 2
Coding region: 208-1272 (354 amino acids)
Biological process (GO): protein dephosphorylation
Molecular function (GO): protein serine/threonine phosphatase activity; cation binding
Source: RefSeq, a predicted model, not a curated record
CCAUCAAUAGCUUCUCGCAGCGGAGUAGACACUGUCGAGUUAGUUGGCUAAAUUCCAAAACCCGUUUGGGCGAUCCCGGACAGACUAGACUUAUUUACUCCUCUAACUGAAGGGAUUUCCUGAAGCCAGGAAGCCUCCGUUCGCCGGACCUCAGUCAGCCCAUUGACCCGAACAAAGAUCGAGAGCAUUACUAAUAGCAGAUUCACCAUGGGCCAGACGCUGUCGGAGCCGGUGACCACGAAGGACUCGGCCUGCUGCGGCAACGCCGCCUACCGCGUGGGCUCCAGCUGCAUGCAGGGGUGGCGCGUGGAGAUGGAGGACGCGCACACCCACAUUCUGGCGCUGCCGGAGGACCCGCAGGCGGCCUUCUUCGCCGUCUAUGAUGGCCACGGCGGCGCAGGGGUGGCCAAGUUCGCGGGCAAGCACCUGCACAAGUUCGUGACCAAGAGGCCCGAGUACCGGGACAACGGCGUGGAGGUGGCCCUGAAGAGGGCCUUCCUUGACUUCGAUCGCGAGAUGCUGCACAACGGCACGUUCGGGGAGCAGAGCGCAGGCUCCACUGCCGUGGUGGUGCUCAUCAGGGAGCGGCGCCUGUACUGCGCCAACGCCGGCGACUCCCGGGCCAUCGCCUGCAUCUCGGGAGUGGUGCAGGCCCUGUCCGUGGACCACAAGCCCAACGACGAGGCGGAGACCAGGAGAAUCCUCGCCGGCGGCGGCUGGGUGGAGUUCAACCGGGUGAACGGCAACCUGGCGCUCUCCCGCGCCCUCGGUGACUUCAUCUACAAGAAGAAUUCGCUGAAGAGUCCCGAGGAGCAGAUCGUGACCGCCAACCCGGACGUGGAGAUCCGCGACAUCACCGACGACUGGGAGUUCGUCCUGCUGGCCUGCGACGGCAUCUGGGACGUGAUGACCAGUGCCGAGGUGGGCCAGUUCGUGCGCAGGCGCAUCUGCGAGGGCCUCGAGCCGCAGGCCAUCUGCGAGGACCUGAUGAACAGCUGCCUGUCUCCGGACGGCCAAAUGGGCGGACUUGGCGGCGACAACAUGACCGUGAUCCUGGUGUGCCUCCUGCACAACAAGAGCUACGAGGACCUGGUCGUCCGCUGCGGCGGAAAGCGAAAGAGCCCCGUGGAAACCGUGGGCGACAUUCAGGAGCAGCCGGUCCUGAAGCUGGUCAAUCCCUACGCGUCGGUAUCCGCGGGCACCUCCACCUCACGAUUGGGGUUGGGUUUGGGAUUAGGCGUUCGCGAGCGAGACUCGCCCAAGGAGAACUAAUGGCCGCAUCCUUGACCCUGUUUUUACCGUUUUACGUUGUUUUUGUUAUUUUGUUCCUUGGCCGUCGCAUUUAUACCCUUAUUUGGAGCAUUCCUACCGCGAUUCCCAAUCCCCACACACUGAUUGCAGACAAAAUUUCCGGUUUUUUUAAACUCGUUUUUCACCGCCUGGGCAGCCAAUUAAAAAUUGUUUAAGGAUA